AUGACUCAAGAUUUGAAACUAAAGAAAAAAAUUAUGAAUAAAAAUUUUGAUCAAACAGUUAUAUUUGGAAAUUCAGAAACAGUUAUUUUUAAUAGUAUAAAUGAUCAACAUUUUUCUAUUAACAACCAACAAUUCGUCAAUCUUCAACUAUUAUCAUCAACAUCAACCACAUGCUCUGAAUCUAUAGAAAUAUCUAAAGUAAUUGAUGAAAUUGAACAAAUUCAAAAUACAUUCAAUAAUCAUUAUGAAGAGAAUGAACAACAAGAACAAAUGGAUCAUCAUAUAGAUUCUAUUGAACAAAAAGUAAAAUUAACAAAGAAAAAUUUAAUUUGUCGAGUUUGUGGUGCAAAAGCAUUUGGUUACAAUUUUGAUCAAGUUACUUGCGAAUCGUGCAAAGCAUUUUUUAGAAGAAAUGCAUUAAGGAACAUGUCUGGCUUAAGAUGUCGUUUUACCGGACAUUGUGAAGUAGUAAUGGUUAAUCGUCGACAUUGUACUUACUGUCGUCUUCAAAAAUGUUUUAAUGUUGGAAUGCGAAAAGAAUGGAUCCGAAGUGAAGAAGAAAAACAAUUGAAAAAAUAUCAAAUUGAAAAUAAUCGACAGUUGAAACAAAAGAAAAAUGAAUUUAACAAAAAUAAAAAUAAUAUUAAACAGACUAUUCAUACACUUAGUUUACUGUCAAAUGAUAAGUCAAGUUUAACACAAGAUGACUGGUGUCAUUUAAAUAAUAUUUUUAUAUUAUACGAUCAAAAAGCAAAACCUGUUGUGUUAAAUCGUCAUUCAUUGAACACAACAACUGUUAAUGACUUUGUGAAUAAAAAAAGUGUUUGGGUAAUGCAAUUAUUAUCUUAUUUUAAACAAAUACCAGAAUUUCAAAAAAUAAGUGUCGAUGAUCAAGUUCUUUUGAGCAAAUAUAAUUUUCGUGUACUAAUACCUAUAAAUUUAGCUCUAAUUCGAUAUAAAUUAGCGUCAACCACAUCACCUUCCGAUCAUAUCGAUUUUAUGAUAUCGGUACAUGGAGAAGAAUUAUAUCAAAAUAUGAGAAAAAAUGUACUUAGUAUAAGUUUAUUUCAACAUGAUCCAAUGAUUAUUAAAUUAAUGUUAAUUAUUAUGUUAUUUAGUGGAUGUUUGUUGACAACUACAAGUCAAAUGGAAAUAAAUUCUUUUCAAAACAUAUAUCAAAUAUAUACGGCACAAAACUUUUAUGCAAAACUCUUGUGGUGUUACAGGGAAUAUGUAUUUGGAGAAUCUGGCGCUAUAGUGGCGUUUAGUAUGUUCGUAAGUCGAUGUUUACGGAUUCAACUAGUAUCAAAUGAAAUUCAUUCUUGUCUUAAACGACAGCUAAAUCUCAAUGAUAUAUUGCCAUUAAUGCAAUCAGUGCUACAGUUAAAUUAA
This is a messenger RNA of Didymodactylos carnosus, 1392 nucleotides long. NCBI's taxonomy places the organism in Eukaryota, Metazoa, Rotifera, Eurotatoria, Philodinida, Philodinidae. The record is from the annotation of a GenBank genome assembly.